Carassius carassius (crucian carp) is the source of this 5048-nucleotide messenger RNA. It is a transcript of the gene abcc8b, whose product is annotated as ATP-binding cassette, sub-family C (CFTR/MRP), member 8b. The record is from RefSeq and is a predicted model, not a curated record. The coding region runs from base 134 to 4945 and encodes 1603 amino acids. Lineage: Eukaryota; Metazoa; Chordata; Actinopteri; Cypriniformes; Cyprinidae. Gene Ontology annotation, cellular component: membrane. Gene Ontology annotation, molecular function: ATP binding; ABC-type transporter activity; sulfonylurea receptor activity. Gene Ontology annotation, biological process: potassium ion transport; transmembrane transport. The transcript has 41 exons.
GAGGGAGGACUGGUAAUCUCUGCUGUCAGUCAGAUCAGAGCACAGACAGCAUCACACUCUCCGUCUGUAAAGCUCGUCUUUAUACUGACUUCAGAAAGUCAUCGCGUGGAAGAUGAAAUAACCGCUUCUGAAGAUGAUGCGCGGACACAGACCGACUCCCGUCUCCAACUCAACUUUGUCCUUCUGUGGCUCUGAUAACUCUUCAGCAUAUAAGGUUGAUAAUGGCCUGCUGAAUAACGGCUGCUUUCUGGACGCUCUCGGUGUCGUCCCUCAUGUCUUCUUGCUGUUUAGCACCUUCCCCAUCCUCUUCAUCGGUUGGGGCAGUCAGAGCUCUAAGGUUCACAUUCAUCACAGCACAUGGCUUCAUUUCCCUGGUCAUAACUUCCGCUGGCUGCUCACCGUUGUCCUGCUGUUUGUGCUGGUGUGUGAGAUCGCUGAGGGAAUCGUGUCGGACGGGUUUAAUCAGUCCCGUCAUCUCCAUCUCUACAUGCCGGCAGGACUCGGGAUGCUGGCUGCCAUCACGUCCAUCGUCUACUACCAUAACAUAGAGACCUCCAACUUCCCCAAGCUGCUAAUAGCAUUGCUGAUCUAUUGGACUUUGGCAUUUAUCACCAAAACCAUCAAGUUUGUGAAGUAUGACGAUCACGGCAUCGGUCUGAUGCAGCUGCGUUUCUGCAUCACAGGACUGCUGGCGCUUCUGUACGGCCUGCUGCUGGGAGUCGAGGUCAAUGUGGUACUGCGGAGGCGCUACAUGUGGUUUCCGUGUCCCACAGAGGUCAAGCCUCCGGAUGACCUCCAGGACCUGGGCGUUCGUUUCCUUCAGCCGUUCGUUAAUCUGCUGUCUAAGAGCACAUACUGGUGGAUGAACACCUUCAUCACCUCUGCACACAAGCGGCCCAUCGACCUGAAAACCAUCGGCAAGCUGCCCAUUUCCAUGAGAGCUCUCACCAACUUCCAGCGGCUCCGCAAGGCCUUCGAUGCUCAAGCAGAGAAGGGUCCGGUCCCUCUGAAGGGUUCGCGGUGGAUCUGGCUCGCUCUGCGUCAGGCGUUCGGCCGGCCGCUGGUCCUCAGCAUCACCUUCCGCUUCAUAGCUGACCUGCUGGGCUUCGCCGGGCCACUCUGCAUCUCAGGGAUUGUUCAUCACAUCAGCAGUGACAAUCACAGCGCUCUGCCUCCGGUCAAGCUUCUGGGAGUGCACUUCAUCUCGUCAGAAGCGUUCCUAGCGAAUGCAUAUGUUCUGGCCGUGCUGCUGUUUCUGGCACUUCUGCUGCAGAGAACCUUCCUUCAGGCGUCUUAUUACGUGGCCAUCGAGACCGGCAUCAAACUCAGAGCAGCCAUUCAGACUAAGAUUUACCAUAAGAUCAUGCGUCUGUGCACAUCUAACAUGUCUAUGGGUGACAUGACCACGGCUCAGAUCUGCAGUCUCGUGGCCCGAGACACAAACCACCUCAUGUGGUUCUUCUUUCUCUGUCCCAACCUGUGUGCCAUGCCAGUUCAGAUUGUGAUGGGGGUUCUGCUGCUCUAUUCUCUGCUGGGGGUCAGCGCUCUGAUCGGUGCCACCGUCAUCGUGAUUCUGGCUCCUCUGCAGUAUUUCGUGGCCACUCGACUCUCACGAGCGCAGAAGAGCACGCUGGAGUACACCAGCGAGAGACUGAAGAAAACCAACGAGCUGCUGCGGGGAAUCAAGCUGCUGAAGCUGUAUGCGUGGGAGCACAUCUUCAGGUCCAGCGUGGAGGAGACGCGCAGACAGGAGCUGAGGAACCUGCGCACGUUUGCGCUCUACACGUCCCUCUCCAUCUUCAUGAAUGCUGCCAUCCCAAUCGCUGCUGUUCUCACAAUCUUUGCAGUUCACGUGCACGUGCACAGCGCUACAGACUUCGAUCUGUCUCCCGCUGUGGCGUUCGGCUCGCUGUCGCUCUUCCACAUCCUGGUCACGCCUCUCUUCCUGCUCUCCAGCGUCCUGCACUCCACCGUCAAAGCUCUCGUCAGUGUGCAGAAGCUGAGUGAAUUUCUUGGCAGUACUGAGAUCGAGAUCGAUCAGGAUCCUGCCGGUCAAACUGCAGCAACAGAACACAACAACAGCAACAUUAAGUCUGUGUAUGCAUUACAGCUCCAGGCCAAACUGGUGAAUCGUAAGAAUAAAGCCAAGCAGGACGUGAACAGGAACUUUGAGCAGCAGGACCAGGAGCUGACGGCAUCGGCCAAUCAGAACGAGGACGUGUGCAUGAAGAUUGUGAACGGCUACUUCACAUGGACAGAGGGAUGCCCGACUCUCAUCAACAUCGACAUUAAGGUUCCUUUCGGUCAGCUGACGAUGAUCGUAGGGCAGGUGGGAUGUGGGAAGUCCUCUCUUCUGCUGGCAGCACUGGGAGAGAUGCAGAAGAUUUCAGGAAACAUCACAUGGAACAGUUUACCCAAGAGUGAUUCUGAAGAAAAUCUGAGAGCCCAGUAUAUGAGUGGAAGACAGUCGCUCAAGACGAGAGGUUCGGUGGCGUACGCUUCCCAGAGGCCCUGGCUCUUAAACGCUACGGUGGAGGAGAACAUCUUGUUUGACAUGGCCCCCAACGAGAAGAGAUAUAAGGAGGUGAUUGAGGUCUGUCAGCUGCAGCCUGAUAUCCACACGCUGCCGCAGGGAGACCAGACGGUGAUCGGAGAGAGGGUAUGUCACGGCAUCAUUCUGUCCGGCGGCCAGCGGCAGCGGAUCAGCGUGGCUCGAGCUCUUUAUCAGCAGACUAAUGUGGUUUUCCUGGACGACCCGUUUUCAUCUCUGGACAUACACCUCAGUGAUCACCUCAUGCAUGAAGGGAUCCUCAAGUUCCUCCGGCAGGAGAAGAGGACUGUCGUGUUGGUCACUCACAAACUUCAGUAUUUACCUCAUGCAGACUGGAUUAUAGCCAUGCGGGAUGGGACGGUGCAGACACAAGGGACCUUAAAGGACAUCCAGUGUGCCGAACCUGAACUGUUUGAGCAGUGGAGAACCCUGAUGAACAGACAGGACAAAGAGAACACCACAGAACUGAAGAGGAAGAGUUUCAGGCGGCCCAUGUACUCUACAGAUACUCUGGCCACCGAGGACGAGGAUGAAGCUGCAGAUAUCACUGUUAGUGAAGUCAAAGACAGUACCACCAGCACCGAUGAGGACAGCCUCAGGGCGGAGCUGCGUCACAGGACCACUAUCCCAUGGAGCUCGUUCGCCACGUACCUGCGCGCCGCAGGUCUGCUGCUGCUGCCACUGCUCGUCCUCUCGCAGCUCACCAAACACACGCUGAUGGUCGCCAUCGACUUCUGGCUCGCACACUGGACGUCCCGCGUCAUCGCAGCGCAGAUCGAGAGCGCCGAGAGGAACUGCACCAGCACAAAGGACUGUGAGUUCAGUCACUCGUCGUACCUGCAGGUUUUCUGCGGUCUGUGUGCUCUGGGAAUCGUCCUGUGUCUCAUCACGUCUCUGGCGGUGGAGUGGACGGGUUUGCGUGUUUCCCGAGAGCUUCACUGCAGCCUCCUGCGUACCAUCGUCCUUGCACCCAUGAGGUUAUUUGAGACAACUCCCCUGGGGAACAUCUUAAACCGAUUCUCAGCAGACACCAACACAAUCGAUCAGCACAUCCCUGUGACUCUGGAGUGUCUGAGCCGCUCGACUCUGCUGUGUGUGUCCGCGGUGGGCGUCAUCUCUUACGUCACGCCGCUCUUCCUCAUCGCUCUGCUGCCACUGGCCGUCGCCUGCUACUUCAUUCAGAAGUACUUCAGGGUGGCGUCCAGAGAUCUGCAGCAGCUGGAGGACAGCACUGAGAUGCCGCUCCUUUCCCAUUACUCACAGACCAUAGAGGGCCUCACCACCAUCAGAGCGUUCAGACAUGAGCAAAGGUUUAAGAAAAAACUGCUGGAACACACAGAUGCGAAUAACAUCUCCUCCCUUUUCCUGAUGGCAGCCAAUCGCUGGCUGGAGGUUCGCAUGGAGUAUAUCGGGGCGUUUGUGGUGCUGAUCGCGGCAGUGGCAUCUAUAAGCAAUGCUUUAUGCAGUCAGCUCUCAGCAGGACUGGUGGGUCUGGGACUCACUUACGCUCUCAUGGUGUCCAACUAUCUGAACUGGAUUGUGCGUAAUCUGGCAGACAUGGAGGUGCAGCUGGGCUGCGUGAAGAGAGUCAGCGGUCUGAUCCACACACAGCCGGAGAGCUACGACGGACUCAUGACUCCUGCUCAGGUUCCUGCCGGAUGGCCAAAGUAUGGAGAGAUCCAGAUCAAGAACCUGAGCGUUCGCUACGACUGCAGCCUGAAGCCCGUCCUGAGACACGUCAGCGCUCACAUCCGACCGGGACAGAAGGUGGGAAUCUGUGGACGGACAGGGAGUGGGAAAUCCUCCUUUUCUCUGGCUCUCUUCAGAAUGCUGGACACGAUCGAGGGGCAAAUAGCAAUUGAUGGGAUUGAUAUCGCCAAGCUUCCUCUGCAGACUCUACGAUCAAAGUUUUCCAUCAUCCUGCAGGAUCCCAUUUUAUUCAGUGGAACGAUUCGGUUUAAUCUGGAUCCGGAGAGAAAGGCCACUGAUCAGAUGCUUUGGGAGGCUCUUGAGAUUGCCCAGCUCAUGCCAGUUGUUAAAGCUCUACCUGGAGGACUAGAUGCAAUGGUGACAGAAGGAGGAGAGAACUUCAGUCAGGGCCAGCGGCAGCUCUUCUGUCUCGCUCGAGCCUUCAUGAGGAAGAGCAGCAUCCUCAUCAUGGAUGAAGCUACAGCGUCCAUCGACAUGGCCACAGAGAGUAUUCUGCAGAAAGUAGUCAUGACGGCGUUUGCAGACCGAACAGUGGUUACGAUAGCACAUCGUGUUCACACCAUCCUGGGCUCGGACGUGGUGAUCGUGAUGAAACACGGCGCUAUCUUAGAGUACGAUGAACCAGACGUCUUGCUGGAGCAGAAGGACAGCGUUUUCUCUGCAUUUGUGCGAGCCGACAAAUAAAGAUGGAUGGAGGCAUAAUCAUGCAAUACUCAGAUGUGUAUGGCUGCAUAUGCUUUGUGUAAUAUUUGUACAAUUCAUAUCCUGUAAACUAAUAAAAUGGUGA